UAUUAAUAAUGGUUGGUUCGAAGUACAUAUCAGUUGAAUGGAAUAUUUUAAAUUUAUUCAACUGAUAAUUAUUUUUAAUAUAUGUGUCUUUUUUAUUUGAUUGGUGUUGGUAAUUUUAAGAAUGUUUCAAUGAUACUAUGUAUUACUAUGUAACUACACAUAAUUAUAUAUGAACUUGUUUGUCUGAAAUAAAAUAAAUCAUUCAUUCAUUAAAUCCUACCAUCCUUUUACAACAUUGAACAUAUUAAUUAUAUUGUCUGUGCCUUUAGAUGUCAUUUUGUCAUUUCAUGAUGAAAUUUUCAUUUAAAUUUAAUUUAUUUGAUAGUUUUCGCUUAAACGCGCCUAAUAUUUAAAGUGUUCGUAUAAGGCAUGACUUUCGGUAUCUUAUAUCAAAACACUUCCGCAUAUGGACCACACUCGCUUUUCCUAUCAAAUAAAUCAAUAAAAAAAGCGUCAAAAAAAAUAUGACAUUAAACAUUUGAUCAUUUCUACUACAAAAUUUGGCUUCGUUUUUCAAGGGAAGCUUAUAAACCUUCGUUCACAAAUGGACAAAACAGACAAAAAAUGUAAGAAGAAUGGUCUAACAAAACCUAUCACAACCCUAGAAUGGGCUAAGGAUAUCACUGCAAUCGAUUUAAGCAACAAAGGGAUCAGUGAAUUAACGCAUAAUUACACGCUCCCGGAGAAUUUAUAUGACUUGGAUUUGUCGAACAAUAAUCUUAAAGAGGUUCCCAGUGAAGUCUUAAAACUUACAAAAUUAAAAACAUUUAACGUCUCCCAUAACAGUAUAACUUACUUUGACGACGCUCCCGAUUUCUGCAAUACUAUCGAACAGCUGAACAUAUCUAACAAUGCACUGGAGGGCCCGCCGUAUUGGAUCUGGUCGAACACCCCUCAAAAAUUAAGAAACCUUAAUCUCAGUAAUAAUCCGAAUAUAACGAAAUCAUUAAAAAAAGAAUAUUUAGAAGAGUUAAUGCAGUACUCAACUUUAGUCACUGAUGUAGAUGUAAGUAACUGUAGAAUAGGAGAGAACAUACAAAUUCUAACAUUAUUUAAAAACACAAAAACUCUAAAUGCUGGUAUUUUGGAUUUCACUUAUAGGAAUAAAAAUAAUUUAAUAGAACUACCCAAUUUAGUCUUGGAUAAAUAUAUUAAUUUACAAAAAUUGAAUGUUUGCAAUACAAACAUAUUUACGAUCAACUCAAACAUAGAUAUUCACAAGAAUUUAAUUGAAAUUGACCUCUCACUAAACAACAUAACAGGCUUACCAAAAGAAUUUUGCAAUCUAUAUAACCUGGAAGUAUGUAUAUUAUCAUGUAAUAAAAUUUUAUAUUUGCCUGAGGAAUUUUACAAAUUAGAAAAACUGAAAGUGCUUCGUUUGGAUACGAACAAGCUAUGUAUGCUUCCGAACUGUACAAAAUUGGGCAGCCUUGAAUUAUUAGAUUUGUAUGACAAUGAUAUUUAUGAGGUACCUGAAGAAAUUGAGAACAUAGAGAAAUUGGAUUUGGCACAAAAUUAUUUUGAUGAACCAACUGAUGAAAUUUAUCUCUCCAAAAGGAAUAAGUUAAGACUAAAUUUGGUGCGAGUUGACGGAAGAAAAGAAGAAAUCACAAUUUCUGAAAGUGAAAGUUCUUCAUUAAGUGAUGCAGAAGAGGACUCGUAUCCAAUCGAUAAUUUGGAUGAAGAUGCUGUAAAACAAAACGAACCACCGAGCUCACCAGAAGACUGGGAUUCAGAUGAGUACUGGAUACCAAAGUUCUAUAAGUUAUCAACUCCCUCAACAUCACAAUGGCUCUGUUUCAUAAAGCAAAAAAUGGAAGAAGGAAACUUUUGCCCAAUAGAUAUGCAUGUUACAUCAGUGAUUGACAAGAUUAAUGAGGAACGCAUGUUAAGCCCGAAAGAGGACCAUGAAUCGGAGGGACAGUUUGAUGACUAUUCUGAUGACAAUAGCUGACCGAUGAGUACUGGUGUUAUCUUAAAAAUACAAUAUGAAAAUUAUUAAACCAUGUUACAAAAAACAUUAUUAUGUUUUAAAAUUUAUUGAUUAUGAAAAGAAAAGCAUUUAAUAAAUAAAAAAGAAGAAAAAUAGUUUGAAAAACGGUUAAUUGAAAUAA
Messenger RNA from Bombyx mori (domestic silkworm), 2114 nucleotides. RefSeq names its product leucine-rich repeat protein soc-2 homolog. Bases 545 to 1954 code for a protein of 469 amino acids. Lineage: Eukaryota; Metazoa; Arthropoda; Insecta; Lepidoptera; Bombycidae. Gene Ontology annotation, molecular function: protein binding. The transcript has 3 exons. The record is from RefSeq and is a predicted model, not a curated record.